AUGGAAAGCGGCCGUCAUUCUUCGGCCGCCAUGGAGGAACCAAAAACACCCACGAGAAAGAAAGGUGGCUGGAAAUCCAUCAAAUACAUUCUUGGUAACGAGUCGUUUGAAAAACUGGCAUCGAUUAGUUUGAUUAUGAACAUGACAGUUUAUUUACGAUCAAAUUACAACAUGAAUGGCAUUUUCCUUAUAAAUGUGGUUACCAUUUGGAUGGGUACCUCUAAUCUUUCAACGUUGGCCGGUGCUUUCAUCUCCGACGCCUAUAUCGGCAGAUUCCUCACUCUUUUUCUCGGAUCCAUAGUGUCUCUUUUGGGUAUGGGUAUGAUGACGUUGACUGCAGGUGUGCCGCAUCUAAGACCACCUAAGUGCACCGACGGGAUUAACUGCGUGCAGCCGGAAAACUGGCAGCUAGCGUUUCUCUUCGCUGGACUCGGCCUCUUAGCCCUAGGAGCCGGCGGUUUAAGGCCGUGUGGUAUUGCUUUUGGCGCCGAUCAGUUUGACACCACCACCUCUAAAGGAAAGAAACAGCUUGAAAGCUUCUUCAAUCUGUGGUACUUAUCAUUCACUUUAGCUCUCCUCCUAGCUCUCACCGGAGUUGUCUACAUCCAAACGAACAUCAGCUGGGUGAUCGGAUUUGCAGUUCCGACAGCCUGCUUGUUGUCCUCCUUCAUCAUUUUCUUGAUCGGCCGGCAUACUUACGUCAUGAAGAAACCAGUUGGGAGUGUUUUAUCUGAUAUCGUCAAAGUGAUUGUUGCUUCAAUACGGAAACGUAAAAUACCAUAUGAUGAUGAAUUAAGAUACUCGUGGUAUCAAGAAGAAUCGGGGUCAAAAGAACAUAAUCUUGCACGAACCCAAAGAUUCAAAUGCUUAGAUAAAGCAGCCAUGAUCGUUGACUCGAGUGAAUUGAAUUCUACUGGAGUGGCUAAAAAUAAGUGGAGAUUGUGCAACGUACAACAAGUGGAGAACUUGAAAUGUGUCGUUGGAAUCUUGCCCAUUUGGGUGUCGGGUAUCGGGUGUAUGCUUGUGAAUGAUCAACAAACCACAUUUGGGAUCCUGCAAGCCAUCCAAAUGAACAGAACAAUCGGAUCCAAGUUCAUGAUCCCACCGGGUUGGAUGACUGAGAUCUCGAUGAUCACUUUAUCAAUAUGGAUCUUCGUUUACGAAGGGAUUUAUAUCCCUAAACUUACCAAGUUCUUCAAAAGGGAUGCAAGAUUAACAAUGGCCAUGAGAUUUCGUAUUGGGAUCAUUAUGUCGAUUCUUUGUAUGGUAACAGCCGGGAUAAUAGAAAGAAAACGCCGUGAUUCAGCCUUAAACAGCAAGACCUACGUUGCACCACUACAUAUAUCGUGGUUGAUCCCUCAGUUAGUUCUUUCGGGAUUGAUGGAAGCGUUUGAUAAUGUGGCGAUGAUGGAGUUUUUCACCACUCGUAUGCCGGAAAGUAUGAGGACUAUCGCGGGUGCCAUCUUUUUCAUCACUUUAUCGAUCUCCAGCUAUUUAAAUACGCUGAUCGUUAAUAUAAUCCACAAACUAACAGGGAUGAACGGAAGAACACCAUGGUUAGGUAGUCAUGAUCUUAACAACAACAGGCUAGAUUAUUACUACUAUAUUAUUGCUGGUUUUGGAGUUUUGAAUUUGAUUUAUUUCACAUUCGUUGGUUCCAAACAUGUGGCUCCGGCGAAAGUAAUUGGGGUGGAGGAAGAGCUGCCGCAGGUUGAAGACGGUGGCCGUGGCAAGAAUGCUCUCGGGGGCUACCACGAAGUAUGA
Molecule: messenger RNA, 1764 nt
Organism: Lactuca virosa
Lineage: Eukaryota; Viridiplantae; Streptophyta; Magnoliopsida; Asterales; Asteraceae
Source: the annotation of a GenBank genome assembly